CGAGCGCCUUCCUGGCUGGCGAGUGGCGGUUGCUGGCUUGUGCUCUUAGUGGGCAGUCGGGCGGAGCUGGCGUUGUCUCGUUAUUCCCGCGCCUCGUAUCGCCAACUUUUGCGGGAGGGCGCAGGAGUCGGUGGGUAUGGCCGAAGGAGGGAGCGGAUAAGGGCGGGCCGGGCCGGGCCGGGAUGAGCGCAGGGGCUGGCGGCUCAGGUGACCUCUGCCCGUGGUGGAGAUGGUAGAGGAGACGGUGAGUAGGUGGGCUUCGUGCCUCGGCCGCAGUCGCUGGGCGGUCCGCCCGGGAGCUCCAUUUGUCCGCCCCUUUUGUGUUCGGGCUCGCUCCGGUAACUAACGAGGCGACCUUUGGGAGCCUAAGACUCUUCAUUCCUGUCUUAUAUUACCUACUGAUCAAACAUCUGCCUCAAGAUAGCCAUGAAAGGGAUGAGGUAGCCGCUCACGAGCGUGCUAGAAUCCAACUUCAAAUGGAUACAAAAUAUAAAGACGAUGUAUUCAGAAAAUAUGUCCAGUUUCAUGAAUCUAAAUUGGAUAUCUCUGACAAGAAGCAGCGGCCAGUUAGUGAUGAAUAUCUACAAGUGGCAGCUUCAGCCUUACUCUGCUUUCCUAAGAUUGAUCCCUUUUAUAGAUUCCGGCUAAUUAAAUUUUAUGAGAUUGCUGAACGUUCACUAAGGUCUUUGAAAUCUUCAAGUUUGCGUUCACUCCAGAAUGCAUUCAGUAUGCUAGAAUCAGUUGGAGUUAAUCUUUUUCUUUACCCUUGGAAGAAGGAAUUCAAAAAUAUAAAGACCUACACAGGACCUUUUGUUUAUUAUGUGAAGUCUACAAUACCCGAUGAGGAUAUAAGACAGAUACUGAACUCAAUGGGAUAUGUUCAAGAACUUGGAACUUUGUAUAAACUCAAAGACCUGGUUGAUCCUUUACAGGUGAAGAUGGUGUCAUUUGAACUUUUUUUGGCCAAAAUAGAGUGUGAACAGUUGAUUGAAAUUCAUUUGCAAGUGAAGGAUAAAAGUUAUUCAGAACUUGAUAUUGUAAAGGAGAGAAAAAAUAGCAGUGAUGAUGUCCGAGGCUGUUCAGAUGCCUUGAAACGACGUGCAGAAUGCAAAGAGAAUCUAAAUACUUCCAUGUCACGAAUGGUACUUCAGAAAUCUGCUAGUGAGAGAGGCUCUAAAGAUUAUUUCAAACCCAAAGUUAGUAAACCUUCUAAAUCAGUGGACACAUAUGAUAGUUAUUUGGAAAAUAAGAAGCCACCUUUGAUGACAUCAUUGAGUCUCAGAAAAGAGCCCUUUUUAGUCGACACUGAAGACGACAUUAAAGAUGAAAUAAUUCGUCCAUCACCUUCUCUGCUUGCCAUGACAAGUUCUCCACAUGCGUGUUCUGAUGAAUAUUUGCCAGUUUCAUCCCAUGCCCAUGCCAAUGGCAUAUUAAGAACGGGUAUUCCAUAUGGUACUUACUAUUCCCCUCAAGAUGAUUUAGAUUUAUAUACUGACCCUGAUUCUAGGAGUGUGUUUAAGAGACAAGAAUCCACUAAACAUGAUGUAUGGCUGCUAAAAAAUGAUGCCAACCCAGCUUACCAUAAACGUCCACACCUAGCCAAAGAGACCACUUCCCUUAAGUGCCAAAACUGUGGAUUAACUUGUGGCUCCUCCAUGUGCCAGAAGUGUGACAACUUGCUCAUCUGCAGGCAGGAAUAUCCAGCAAUGAAACAGAGUAGCUAUUCACUCAAAACUCUUUCCAGUGAAGGCAUAUCAUCUGCAGCUGCUGUAAGGGAAAAGCCUCCAUAUAUGCUACAGACUCAAGACCGAGCCUCUCAGUUCAGUUCAAAAACCAAGUCUUCAGGUUCUUCACGCUGUGGCUUUUGCAACCGACCAGGAGCUACAAACACAUGCACUUUUUGUUCAAAGGUUUCUUGUGAUACUUGCCUCAGUGCUUACUAUUAUGACCCCUGCUGUCGAAAAAGUGAGCUUCACAGAUUCUUGCCAAACAAUCAAUUAAACUAUAAAUCAAACCAGUUAUCACACCUGGUUUAUAGAUAGACUUUCUGGGGGUGGGUUUUUUUUUUUUUUAAAUCAAUAUCUUGGGACAAAAGGGCUAAAAACACAAACAUUCUGGUGUUGCUGGUAUCAACCUACUGACUUCUUAGGAGAAAAAGUAGACAUGCCCUAGUAUUAGACAAAUACAUCUUAACAUUGGUGCCAGUCCUUGAUGUGGUUUCACAAAUAUAGCUGCUGCUACUAUUCUCUUAUGUGACUCUUAGCUGUUUUUCCACUUAGGUCAGAGAGAAGAGCACUUUUUCCUUUUCUGGAAGCAGGCAGGGGUUAGAAUGCAUAUUCUUUUUCCUGAAAAGACAUCACAUUUGUGUUUUACUUUUGUCACUAUCUCAACCACAUAACACAAUAUCAGAGUAGUAAUUAAAAAGACAACCAAGGAUUUUCAGUGACUUGUGAAAUUUUUGGGUAGUUUGCAUGAAAUAUUCAUGAAUUUGUUUUUGUGAAAAGUAUUUUUAAAAGAAAGAUUAGAUGCACUGCCUAAGCUCCAAAAGGCACAUCACCAUGGUGUCUCAUCCUCAUGUCUUCUCCCAUUCUGCGCUUUCCAGGAUUUCUCUUAAGCUUAAAAAAUCAGAUUCUAAAAACUUCUAAACCAAGUGUUGGCUUUAUUUUCCCACCCUGCCAAAAUUCUUUAUUAUAACUGUUCUAUCAUUUUAAAGAAGUGAAAUUAUCUGUGUUAAGUGGAGUGUUGUCUUUCUGGAUGAGGAAUAAUUGGAUUCACCUUCUGUUGCACAUGUAUCUUUUUACUGUAAAUAAGUAAUUUUGAAAGUAGAUUAUUUUUAAUAAAUAUAUUUGGUAUGGUUUUUUAAAGGUCAUAUCACUAAA
Messenger RNA from Varanus komodoensis (Komodo dragon), 2879 nucleotides. RefSeq names its product spermatogenesis associated 2 (gene SPATA2). Gene Ontology annotation, cellular component: cytoplasm. The record is from RefSeq and is a predicted model, not a curated record. The transcript has 3 exons. The coding region runs from base 477 to 2042 and encodes 521 amino acids. NCBI's taxonomy places the organism in Eukaryota, Metazoa, Chordata, Lepidosauria, Squamata, Varanidae. Gene Ontology annotation, biological process: regulation of tumor necrosis factor-mediated signaling pathway; protein K63-linked deubiquitination; regulation of necroptotic process.